AUGGUCUUCUUCACCAUUGUCUUCUUUUUCGGCUUAUUCGAAGCCCUAGUCAUAAUAUUCCAAAUGCUCUACUUUGCUGCUCUCAUCGUCCUCCAUCUCAACUCCUCCUUCCACUUAUCAGUUAUCACUAUGAACCUUCUAAUCAUGCUUCGUGCCUCCGUCACUCUCUAUUCCAUCAUCUCCUGGGACCCUGACAAUCGAUCUUCCACAUGGCUAGAAAUCUCCCAUUUCCUGGAUUAUACCUCCUGGAACUAUUCAAUGGCUGUCAUGUUAGUUCUGGCUGUUCAUCAAUAUGUUAUGUAUCAUGAUAAAGAGAGAAACAUGUUUUAUUUCAUGGAUUGGCAUGGGUUGCUGCUCAUUUUUGUGUUCGCUGUCAUGGCUUUUUUGGGUAUUGCUCAAAUUGGAUUUGGGAGUAUGAAACGAUGGUUCAGCUAUGAAAAUGGGAUUAUGGAAGUUAGUAACACUAACCAUAUUUGGCUCCAUUGUUGGAUGAUGAAGAUCAACUACAUCUUCCCAGUUCUUAUAAUCGCUGUCUACAUCAAUUUUAUCUUAAAAAAUCGAAAAUUGAACACUAACGUAAAAGAAAGUGUUAAGACUUUCCUUAUACCCGAAAGCAAUCGAGCAAUUUUGAUUAUUUUUAUUUCAACCCUUCAAAUGGCCAUCAACAUCCUCAAUGAAUUCAAUACCACCCCAGCAGCCACAGAGCUGUCCGAAAAGGCUCCAAUCGAUAAACUACUAACAUUUUCCUAUUCUAUUCCAGAGCUAUUCACCCCAUUUUUCAUUUUUUGUAGUUUUAAAAAAUUUCGGGACCAUUGGAAAUUUUACAUAGGCAAAGAUAUAGUGAGAGUGGGGCCAGAUCUACCACGAGGCGCUUUUAUCAUUGAGGUUGGGUAA
Caenorhabditis briggsae is the source of this 894-nucleotide messenger RNA. Bases 1 to 894 code for a protein of 297 amino acids. Lineage: Eukaryota; Metazoa; Nematoda; Chromadorea; Rhabditida; Rhabditidae. The transcript has 3 exons. The record is from RefSeq and is a predicted model, not a curated record.